This is a messenger RNA of Calliphora vicina (urban bluebottle blowfly), 1345 nucleotides long. It is a transcript of the gene Daao1, whose product is annotated as D-amino acid oxidase 1. Gene Ontology annotation, biological process: D-amino acid catabolic process. The transcript is spliced from 4 exons. Gene Ontology annotation, cellular component: cytoplasm. NCBI's taxonomy places the organism in Eukaryota, Metazoa, Arthropoda, Insecta, Diptera, Calliphoridae. Gene Ontology annotation, molecular function: D-amino-acid oxidase activity; FAD binding. The record is from RefSeq and is a predicted model, not a curated record. Bases 137 to 1144 code for a protein of 335 amino acids.
UAAUGCAUGGAACUGAAUAUUGAGUAUUUAGUUGUCAAUACGCUAGUUAACAGGGCGUUAAGUAAUCUCUAGUCGACGACAUUCGAUUGGAAAGUUUUUGUGUUUCUUUAUCUCUGACGAUUUUUCUUUAACAACAAUGCAUUUCGGUAUUGUGGGUAGCGGUAUUAUUGGUUUGACCACCGCUCUAGAGCUACAACAAACAUUUCCCAAUGCUAAAGUGACCAUUUUGGCCGAUCGGUUUAAUGAGGACACCACCAGUAAUGUGGCAGCCGGUAUUUUCCGCCCUAGCACUAGUUUUAUGGGACCUACAAAGGAAAUCACACAACAAUGGAUUAAUGAUGCCUUCUAUUAUUGGGACGAUAUUCGCCGCUCCAAGGAUGCUGCCUUAGCCGGUGUUUGCCAGUUGUCUGGUUAUAUUUUCUCCAGCAUUUCGCCCACUAUUGUUCGUAACCAUUAUAUUGAAAAGUUGUUACCCAUUUAUCGUCAAGCUAAGGAAGAGGAGUUGAAAUUGUGUCAGGGGGAUUGGAAAUAUGGUUCCUUCUUCACCACGUGUGUAACAGAAAGCCGUCUAUUUUUACCUUACGCUACCAAAAAAUUCAAUGAAGCCGGAGGUAUUGUACAUUUCCAACAUGUCAACUCAUUGACACAACUUCCAGAUAAUUACGAUGUAGUAAUAAAUUGUACUGGUAUGGGUGCGAGAACACUGUGCAAUGAUCAACAAUUAGUUCCUAUACGAGGACAAGUCCUUAAAGUUCGCGCCCCCUGGAUUAAAACAGCAUUUUAUGGCGAUUAUGAUACAUAUAUUGUACCUGGCUUUGAAACCGUGACACUUGGUGGCUGUCGCCAGUUCGAAAGCUAUAAUAUGAAUGUUUGCAAGUAUGAUUCGAUGGCCAUUAAGGAACGUUGUUAUAAUAUGUUGCCUAGCUUGAAGAAUGCUGAAGUUGUUCGUGAAUUGGUUGGCCUAAGACCACAUCGUGCUGUUGUGCGUGUAGAGUCAGAAGUAAUGCAGAGUCCAAACGGACGUUCCGUUAAGGUUGUACACAAUUACGGUCAUGGUGGCUAUGGAGUCACUACAGCUCCUGGUACUGCAAAAUAUGCAGUUAAAUUGGUUCGUGAUUUGUUGGUUGGAAAUAGUAAAUUGUAAAUAUGUUUUUGUAUGCAUUAUUGUUUGUUUUUGUUAGGGAAAUUGUUACAUAUUUUUGUAGAUUAUGCUUACAUACAUAUAUAAAUGUUUAAUUAAUAAAUAUAUGUACCUAGUUUGUUUUUAAUAUUAAUAAAAUAUUUAAACAAAAUUAAUUUUUAAUUUAAUGAAUUAUUUCUUUAAAUAAAAAACAACUCUUAACAA